Molecule: messenger RNA, 566 nt
Organism: Racocetra fulgida
Lineage: Eukaryota; Fungi; Glomeromycota; Glomeromycetes; Diversisporales; Gigasporaceae
Source: the annotation of a GenBank genome assembly
AAAGUUUUAAUGAUAUAAAUUUUUCUUUGACUACUACAAAUACUAGCAGUUAUGAUUCUGAUUCAUCAGUAGAAUUAAUUUCAUCAAAGAAAGAUAUUUUAUCAAGAAAAGAUUCUAAUUUUUGUUCAAAAGUUAAAGCCAAGGUCACGGUUAAUAUUAGUAAAUCUGAUCCAAUUCCAGCAAAAUGGCUUAUACUUGAAUUAAAUGAUUUUAAUAUUUUUCAACACAAUCUUGUUAAGCAUGUUCAAAUAUGUAUUGAUGAUAAUAAUUUCAAUAAUGAUAUCAAAGUCUCUUACAAAAUAAAUAGACAUAGACAAGCAAUGGCAUUAUAUGAUGAAGACGAUUAUGACGCAUUUAUUAGUGAAUACCAAAAAUUAGAAAAUUCAGACAAAUAUAUAGCAUUAUAUAUUGAGUUAAAGAAUUUAACUGAAGAAACCAGCAAUUCGGAUGAAGAAAUACCAAAAACAAAAAAAUUAAAAGCAAAUUUCAUACCGAAGGUUUCAAAGCUUAAUUCUGAUGAAAUUGAAUUGGCUAAUAUUAUUUCGCAAAUUAGAUCUAAAUACUAA